GCCGCGGCCGAUCGGUGUCCUCGCGAGCUGCCCACACGCAAGCACGCGCCCGCACUGUUCGCUCGCUCGCUCCCCACCACCUGCCCCGCCGCUCUCUACAGUGCCGCUGCUGCCGACUCGUCUUCCUCCGAUCGUUUCUUUGCCGGCGGCAUGGACUGGGCAGCGUCUUCCGGGGCGCCGUCGUGGGGCGCGGCGGCGGCGGCGGACCCCGGCCCGACCAUGCUGUCGUUCGCCGGGCCGUCCUCCUCCUCCUCCGCCGCCGCCGAGGCGCGGCUCCAUGAUUUUGCCGCCGGCCUCGCCCAGCGCGCGCGGCCGGCGGGGGCGGCGGGAGCAGGGAGGAGGUCCCGCUCGGCCGGCGGCGGCGCGGAGGCCUGCUCCGUCGACGGGUGCCGGUCCGACCUCAGCCGGUGCCGCGAGUACCACCGGCGGCACAGGGUCUGCGAGGCGCACUCCAAGACGCCGGUGGUGGUCGUCGGCGGGCAGGAGCAGCGCUUCUGCCAGCAAUGCAGCCGGUUUCACAUGCUGUCAGAGUUUGAUGAGGGGAAAAGAAGUUGCCGGAAGCGUUUAGAUGGCCAUAAUAGGCGUCGAAGAAAGCCACAGCAUGACCUGGCAAAUCUUGGGGGUUUCUUUCCAUACCAUCAAGUUAAUCAAUUUGAAAUCUAUCCACAAACAAUUCCAACAGCCCGCCAGGAUUCUGACACCAUGAACUUGGUCGACCCUCAGCCGCCCUUCUCCAUAUCAUUCUCAAGAACACCAAAGCAGUUCCCUUUCCCACAGGAUGGUGGCGGCUUGCACAGCGCAUCCCGCCACGGUCAUUUUUUGGUUCAGGAUAGAAACCACACUGGAAGCAGCGUAUGCAACAACGACCUCUCUGGCACGCUGGGCCCCGAGUGUGCUCUCUCUCUUCUGUCAUCGUCGCUGCAUCAUCCCUCCCCGGUCGGCCACACCCAGAUCGCCUCUGCACUGUCUCGCAUCGCUUCCACGUCGCAGCAGGUUGCAGCGACAGCUGUGACCACUGCGUUGGCAUCCGGUGGCGGCCACCAUGUGUUUGUUCCUGAUGCUGCGCUUGAGGAUCCUUCACAGGCGCUGCCAUUCCCCUGGCAGUAGUAAAAAUGUGUUGUGUUUUCCUGUUGCUGCUGAGUUCCCAAUUGCUGGCAGUGGUGAUGGAUGGGACUUGGGGAGGUGUUCGUGCACCUGGAGAUUCAGGAUGUGGUCAAGAGCUUUAUACAAAUCCAAGUGACAUGUCAAGUCCUGUCCUCUGGAAGAUGGAGAUGGUGGCUGUUGUGCAGAUUGUUUAGCUGAUUAAUUUAAAUGUGUCCUGUUCAUAAUUGUCUACAUUUUGGUGAUAUUCAUUUUUGGAAAAUAUGUGCAUGCAUGUAUUACUGGAGUUCUUGGAAUCAAGCCGUGGAGGCAUUACUGCCUCUAGUUUGGAAAGCCAUCAUGGAUGCAAAAGGUUUGACGGCUCAGCU
Panicum hallii is the source of this 1469-nucleotide messenger RNA. Its product is annotated as putative squamosa promoter-binding-like protein 19. The record is from RefSeq and is a predicted model, not a curated record. The transcript has 4 exons. NCBI's taxonomy places the organism in Eukaryota, Viridiplantae, Streptophyta, Magnoliopsida, Poales, Poaceae. Gene Ontology annotation, molecular function: DNA binding. Gene Ontology annotation, cellular component: nucleus. The coding region runs from base 151 to 1107 and encodes 318 amino acids.